Arachis ipaensis is the source of this 668-nucleotide messenger RNA. Its product is annotated as wound-induced protein 1-like. The record is from RefSeq and is a predicted model, not a curated record. Lineage: Eukaryota; Viridiplantae; Streptophyta; Magnoliopsida; Fabales; Fabaceae.
UCAUUCCCGUAUCUCUCAAAAGACACAUUGCUCUUGUGGUUUGGGAAAGCAUUAGCAAGAAAGUUUAAUAACACAUUUAGCAGUUGGGAUUCAAAAGCUGAAGAGAAACUGAUUAACAUGGUGGUGCCUGAAAUAAUAGAGGAAAAAGAGCGCAACAAGAGAAUCAUCAGAGACUUAUACAAAGCCAUAAUCUCCAAAGACGCGGACAAAUUGCAUCUCCUUCUUGCCCCAAACUUAGAAUGGUGGUUCCAUGGCCCACAACGUCAUCGCCACCAUUUGAUUCCGUUGCUAACAUGCACUUCUUCUUCAGCAUCAUCAUCAAACCCUUUUGUUCCUCAUCUCAUAGAAGAGUUUGGAUUGGUGAUUAUCGCUGAAGGGUACGAUAAGGUGAACAACGUGUGGUGGGUGCAUGCAUGGACUAUUACCGUUGACGGGGUCAUUACUCAGAUCAGAGAGUAUCUCAACACUUCGGUGAUUGUCACUAAGCUUAGGAAGCAUUUGGAUGCUGAUGAUGAUGAUGCUUGUUACUCUUCCAUGGGUCAUUGCGUUUGGAAGAGCAAGCUCGUUGAUGACUCUGUGCCUGGAAUUAUUCUUGCAAUAUAGCGGUAACUCACUAACUCCGCUAGGGGUUGCAGCAGCAACCCUAUCUAUGGUUGCCCAACCGGUAC